Molecule: messenger RNA, 3558 nt
Organism: Pogoniulus pusillus (Red-fronted tinkerbird)
Lineage: Eukaryota; Metazoa; Chordata; Aves; Piciformes; Lybiidae
Gene: RP2
Product: RP2 activator of ARL3 GTPase
Exons: 5
Coding region: 43-1128 (361 amino acids)
Biological process (GO): post-Golgi vesicle-mediated transport
Cellular component (GO): periciliary membrane compartment; cilium
Molecular function (GO): GTPase activator activity
Source: RefSeq, a predicted model, not a curated record
CGCUCACAGGCUCUCCCCGCGGGCCGGGCGGGCGGCGGCGCCAUGGGCUGCUGCUUCUCCCGCCGCAGUAAGCCGGCCGAGGGCGACCAGCAGCCCGCGGCGGCGGGGACAGCCGGACAAGAUGCGGCGGCCGGAGGGGAGAAGGUGCCGAAGUAUAGCUGGGACCAGCGAGCCAAGAUUGACCCCAAAGAUUACACUUUCUCCGGACUUAAAGGUGAAGUGGUGGGUCGACUGCCUGGAAAAGUAGCAGGGCAACAAUUCGUCAUUCAGGACUGUGAGAACUGUAGUAUCUACAUUUUUGAUCACUCUGCUACAAUCACUAUUGAUGACUGCGUGAACUGCCAACUCUUUUUAGGACCAAUAAAAGGCAGUGUGUUUUUCCGGGACUGCAAAGACUGUAAAUGCAUAGUGGCCUGCCAACAGUUUCGUACGCGGGACUGCAGGAAGCUGGAGGUAUUCUUGUGCUGUGCCACCCAACCCAUUAUAGAGUCCUCCACAGGUAUGAAAUUUGGAUGUUUCCAGUACUAUUACCCUGAGCUUGCUUUACAGUUCAAAGAUGCUGGACUGAGUAUCUUCAAUAACACAUGGAGCAACAUCCAUGACUUUACUCCUGUGUCAGGAAAUAAUAAUUGGGACCUUUUGCCUGAGAAUGCUGUAGUCCAGGAUUAUGUUCCUCUGCCCAGCUCUGAGGAACUGAAAGGUGUCAGAAUUUCUACAGAUGCUGCAAAGAGCAUAAUACCCAUAACUCGAGGGAGGAGAGAAAAGAACAGCGAUGAAUCAUGUUUGGCCGUGUUCUUUGCUGGGGAUUACACAAUUGCAAACGCCAGGAAGUUAAUUGAUGAGAUGACUAGUAAAGGCUUUCAGCUGGUACAGACUAAAGAAGUCAUAAUGAAGUCAGAGGAUGCUCACAGGGUUUUCAAGCAGUCUGCAUCAGAAUUGAUUCCACUGCUUGAAAAAGGUCCAGUGGUUGCUUUGGAGUUCAAUGGAGAUGGUGCUGUGGAAGGAUGUCGAAGCACCGUAAAUGAUGUUUUUAGUGGAACCAAGGUUUUUGUAUCGGCAAGCAAGGCAUCGGCAUCUCAAGAUGUAGACAAUUUCUACAACUUUGCUGACAUGCAGAUGGGGAUGUGAAGGUCAACAUCAUGUAUUGUCUUGGCACCUGGAUGUCACUUGGCUUGAAUUUGGCAAUAGUAUCCGAGAUAUUUUUUUGUUUUGUAUUUCUUUUAUAUAGCUAUUAAUGGUUUUAAUAUGGUAUUACCUGAACUGGAAUGAGUGGCAUAGCUCCCCAUGUGCAUUGUGUUUGAAACAUAUUUCAAUUCCAGUAAUAAUGGAGGUUUUCUACUAACUUUUUACCAUGAUUUCUAAAUGUCUAUGUCUAUUGACACUUGAAUAUUUCUUGUCAACGUCUAAUGGUAAUCAUAUUUGAGAAGUGCAAUGCUGAUCUAAAUUUGAUGCAAUAGUAAAUGUUCUCUUGAUCUCUGUCAUAUUUAGGAAGUGCAUUUCUGUGAAACUCGGUGUUCAAAACUUUCCCACAUGUACAUUUGUCUUCACUGGGUGGGGGAGGCAGGGAGGAAGCUGUAGUUGUUGACUUUUUAUGAAAGUCUAGCCUGUAAUGAAUUCUUUAGAGUAUGCUUUCAGAAGCACUGUGUGACUUAACAGAUGUACAUCUGGUUUGUUCUGCUUCAGCAACCUUUUUUGAAUAAAAUAGUUUGCAGCAGCAUUUGUACUGAGAUUUUUCAUAACAGCAUUCUGGCAAGUGAGCACUCACCAGGUUCUUCUGGUUUAAGUUGAAUUUUGGUUAUGAGUGCUCUUCUGAAGAUGCUCUAAGGUCCACUCAGGGUCUUUGGUUAUACAGCUGCCUCUGGUAUUCCCAAAUUCUGUAUAGGAUAUACAGGAGGUUCACCUGGACUUGCAUCAAUAAGCUUCUGACACCAUUGUUUCCUAGAAGAGUCAUACAGCAAACAGGAGUCAGAGAAGAACAUUAAAUAAUUUUUUAUUAGACCCUAGAAGAAGACUUUUAGACUCAGUAGCAGCACUGAAAGUUUGGUUGUGAAGUACUACACACUGCUAUAGGGCUAUUUUGGAUUAAAUUUGAAAACAAAAUGAAGAAGUGCUACUAGGAUUUUGGGAAAUUCAUUUGAGUAGUGAUAAACAAGGAUGCUUAUUGCUAUGGAGUACAUAUUGGAAUGCAAAUCUGUAUGGAUAUUAAGUACUUGAUUGACUGUUUUUUUUGUAUCUUGUAUCCUUUUCUGAUUUUUCUACAUAAUCUUAAAGCUCAUGUCCAGGUUACAAGUUCUCUGUAAUGCUCAAACAGAUCAUGCAUGCAGAUGCACAACUCCAAAUUUCUUAAUUAAAAUUGUGGCUUGCUAGUUUAUGUAUCCUUUACAAUCCAUUGGAUGGACUGGGACUGUGUUGAGAUGCUAAAACAAUUUCCUCACUGUGGUGGUUUGUCAGAAGGGAAGCUCUUGUGCAUCUUAACUGAAAAUGAAUCUUGACUCAUCGAUUUCACAGCUCUGGAGCUCCAAAAGUGGUAGCUAAAAACACAUCUCUCAUAUUUUUUAGAAUUAGCACAUGAAAGAAUCUGUUCUCCUUAAAUUCAUAAUUCUGUCAUGUCCAGAAAAUGUUCUGAGCUGUAAUUUUGUUGCUACUAGACAAAUGCUUGACCUUAGUUUAAGCUAUAUAUUGUGAAUAUGUCCUUAGGAAGACUAUCUCCUGAAGUCUCUAAGCCAUUGGUGUACUAAAGGUAAGAAAAAUGUUACUUCCAUAAAAUGUUUUUUUUUUGCCAAUGUGAAAUAAAAUCAAUCUACCACCAGCAUCUGACUGUUAGUGGAAAUUAUCACUUAUUUGCACUUAGGCAGCCAGAAUUUUUUUUCUAGGUGUAAGGAGAGCCUGUGAAAACUGCUAAAAUUCUGAGAUCAGUCUCCAAAGUACAAGUGUAGCUCAGGAACAUUUGCAAGAAUUAUUCUAGACAGUAAAUGUAAAUUUUUGGUACAGGCAGUGCAUUAAAAUUGUGUAAUGUACUUUAGAGCAGCUCUUGUGCAUUUUAAGCAGUGCAUAUAUUGGACCAUCUUGGUCUCUCAGCUUUUAUACGUAUUUCCAAACUUAUAUGUUGACAUGAUUAUAUGUGUGCUUAUAGUUUGUUUCCAGAAUGAGUUGAUGAUACAAAAAAUAAAAUCCUGCUUUUGUAUCUACACUUGCUGCAGAACAGGAUGAUUAAUUAAAAUUUUAUCUAGGCUUGAAACAGUAGGAAAACUUUUCUACAUCCAAGAGAGGAGCAGAGUAUUGUUUUUAUGUAACAUUGACAGCCUGCUUACCAACAUGAAGAGUUUUUAAGUUAAAAAAUCUGAAACAAUGAAGGAGUUUUUCAACCCAAUUAUUUAUCUUUUGACUUAAAUUUCUUGCUAGUAUGUGUUAAGAAUACUUCUAGCCUAAGCAUCAUGUGUUAUACGCAUUACAGAAUGGUACAUGCUUCAUGGAGUCUUUGUAUGUUUAUUGUAUAGCUUUUUAUGUAAUUUGUAUUGCACUGUGAAUGUGAUUCAUAAUAAACACUGUAAAUCUAAA